ACCAAUCGCGCGAUCAGAGCCCAGGGGCGCGGCCGCGCCCUGUUUUCCCAGCAGAUGCGGCUGACAGGGUCCCUUAGGCGCGGCUUUGCCCUCCAAACCUGUCAACUCUCUCGGCGGUUUCGUGGGGUUCUCAACUCCACUCUUUGAUCUUCCUCUGAACCGCAUAUUUACUUGUCAACAACAAUAAUGUCCCCUCCUUUACUUCCAUCAUUCCGUCGACAACAGCUUGUGAUAGACUUUUCGUUCCUUAGAGAGAGCUGUCCUGAGGGUGUUUAUCUUUCGCUCACUCCUGGCGACCCUUCACUCUGGUCCGGCGUCCUUUUCGUUCGAGAAGGCCCAUAUGCUGGAGCUGUCCUUCGCUUCGAGAUCGCAUUUCCGGACUCGUACCCUGACGACCCUCCUCUUGUUACCUUUUCAAGCGAUAUCUUUCAUCCUUUAGUUGUACCCUUGACAACAUACACCUUCGCGGCCAGCGUUGUCGAUGCGUCUAAUACUAUAAGCGCUGCUGAUCAAGAUCGACUCCCGCCCGGCGCGUUUUCCCUGCGUCAUGGGUUUCCUCGUUGGUUUCGUGGUCGAGGUCUUGCAAUCGACAAGGCCGAUAACACCACAUCAAGUCGGCGAGAUGAUGUGAACAGUCCCAAGCCUGGUGCGUCAGCCGAUGACCACGUGAAGACGAGCGAAGAUGUACGAACACGAUCACAUGCUGAGGAUCGCAAAGAUCUCAUGCUCCGAAUGUUAUCAUAUAUAAAAACGGCGUUUGAGAACGAAACCCUCCUGGAUGAUAUGCCCUUGGAGGCUGCAGGUGAUCCAAGCGCAUGGCAUGCAUGGCUCGCGUAUCGAGGUCUUGGAAAGGGAGAUGGUCGCCUCAAAGAUUCGAUGCCUGUAGGAAAUGACGGCGUUCCAGCUUCACCGAAACGUCCAAGUGAGUGGAAAUGGGACGGUGUGUGGGAGUCGCGAGUGACGAAUGGUAUCGAGACCAGCGUGAGUGAAGGCACACUUUUCGGCAGUGCUAGUGGUGGUCGUGCUGGACAAGCAUUUGCGGACAUGACAAAGUCGGAUGCUCGACAAGCCAUGGUUGCCAGCGGUAAUCGACAGAUCCGCUUCUCGAAGGUCGAUGUCGAGCGCUUCGAGGAGUUGAGGAAAGACAUUUUGACUUAUGACAAACCUAUACCGACAUGAUGGGAAAGAUGUGCGCACUUUUGCUCAGCCGGCCAAAGCAGAAUCCACAGACCUCGUGGAAGAUGAGCUCGGCGGGCUCGCUGCUUCCAUCUCGAGAGUUUCGCCUGCUCAGCAACCCUUUGUUCGAGACGCUCCUGCCGAUGUCGACAUGAGCCAGGGCAGGAACGUUGAGACGCUGCUCCCAGCGACCGAAUGAUUGACAACUUCAGCUGUUCAACAUUCUUGUUCUUCCUUUUCGAUGCAUACCUCUACCCAGCAGAAUAUGCCACACUUGCUUUGUCUCGCCUAGAGCACGCAUUCUGUACACCCUGUAUGAACGUUUCAGUUUGUCAAAACUCCUGACCAUACCAGCAGCAGAGAUUCCUGUCGAGUAUCAUACAAUCAUUGCUUCUCUUGGAAUCGUCUCCUUUUGGACCGUUGGCUUCGACGAGACCUGUAUCACUCG
Molecule: messenger RNA, 1624 nt
Organism: Exophiala viscosa
Lineage: Eukaryota; Fungi; Ascomycota; Eurotiomycetes; Chaetothyriales; Herpotrichiellaceae
Product: ubiquitin-conjugating enzyme E2
Exons: 3
Coding region: 187-1179 (330 amino acids)
Source: RefSeq, a predicted model, not a curated record